Messenger RNA from Serpula lacrymans var. lacrymans S7.9, 1137 nucleotides. RefSeq lists its product as uncharacterized. The transcript is spliced from 8 exons. The coding region runs from base 1 to 1137 and encodes 378 amino acids. NCBI's taxonomy places the organism in Eukaryota, Fungi, Basidiomycota, Agaricomycetes, Boletales, Serpulaceae. The record is from RefSeq and is a predicted model, not a curated record.
AUGGGCUUUACGUUCGAUAUCAGCACAACCCGCAAUGCAUCUGGCCUUCACAAAAUAUGCGCACAUCUCAACAUUGAACAUGUUUUGCAACUAGCAAAAGCUGCAGAGUUUGCAAAGAGAAAGGCUGUCCAUGCAGACAUACAUCUGUUACCACAGAUUAAGCUUGCUAAGAAACAAAGAUUCAACGGUGACUCUGGCAACUCUUUGCAGCCGGGGAUUACAGAUGCCUCAAGUAACUUUAACUCUAACAUUGGCGAGGGCCAACUACGGUACUCCUCCUACACCCCACUGUACACAAUUUCACUAACUUCUCUGUGUCCUACUAAUCAUUGUUGUAUAGAUGAGAAUGAAAAUACAACAGUUCACAAGUCAAUCCCUGUGGUGUCCGAAAAUGUGCCAGAACAAGCCCCUGCACUACAAAGCUCUGCCACUUUGGGAGACGGAACAAUCACAGAAACUGUUGCCAAGACAAACGACCACACUGACACAGAGCUGGUGGCUAUAGACAAGGCUCAACUUGCUAUGUAUGACACUCUGACGGUUGCGUGUUUAUGCACUUUUGCAAACUAUUCUGAUGCGAAAAACUUAAUCUAUGUGGUUGAAAAUAUUCCGCCCACGGCCACAUGGGGCAUUCCAAGCCUAUUCACGACAAGUUCACACUUCUUUGCAAUCCCUCGAGCAACAUGCCCUGCACAUAUAUCCGUGGUUCCAUUUGGUGUCAACACAGCAAGUGCCGCACGUAAUGUAAUUGACAACUUGUCCUUUCCAAAUGGCGAUCCCAAUGAAGAAUGCUGGGGCGACAUUAGAGCAUCCCGUUGGCAAUCAGCCUACAAAGCUCAAGAGAAAACUCCAAAACCUUUCACAGAUGUGUAUGACGCCAGGAAGGUAUUCAAACCCAAAUCCAAAAUGGAUUACUACGGUGCCACAAACUUGCAAAUGGGUAACACUGUACUUAUGGAAGCGUACAUUAAAUGUUAUUGCCUAAAAAGUGACAUAGACAAGUUGACCCCCGUUAACAAAUGCCCUUGGAGGGAGAGAAAAGUGUACUUUGAGCUGAAGUGUGUAUCACUCAUUCAUACAACCUUACAGGAUGACGAGGUGGAGGCUAAGAAAGACAAGCAACAUAUCCAUAUCUGA